Nematostella vectensis (starlet sea anemone) is the source of this 2274-nucleotide messenger RNA. Its product is annotated as alkylated DNA repair protein alkB homolog 8. The record is from RefSeq and is a predicted model, not a curated record. The coding region runs from base 120 to 2159 and encodes 679 amino acids. Lineage: Eukaryota; Metazoa; Cnidaria; Anthozoa; Actiniaria; Edwardsiidae. Gene Ontology annotation, biological process: tRNA wobble uridine modification. The transcript is spliced from 5 exons. Gene Ontology annotation, cellular component: cytoplasm; nucleus. Gene Ontology annotation, molecular function: tRNA binding; S-adenosylmethionine-dependent methyltransferase activity.
GUUCGACGGAUCAUUUGCUGUUGUGCCCGGGACGGACAAAUGCUGAAUAAACCUGCGGUACAUCGUACCAGCGGUUCACAUAAAAACCGGGAAAGACUGGGCAAUUACUGAAAUCCAAGAUGGCGGCAAGAAACCUUACUAAGUCAGUAGGAGAGAAACUCUCGAAAUCUGAGAAAAAAGCGCUACGUAAACAAGCUAGGAAGGUGCAUUCGUUGAGCAAACACAAUAGCGAGUUAGCAGAUGUCUCUAUAGAACCCACACCGCAUAUCUUGGUUGGAAAUGGUGGAUUAAUGUGUGGAGUUGACCGUGAAUCGAUCACUCGCGUGUUUUCGCUUUAUGGAACUCUCGAAAGAGUUGUAAUGCUCCCUCAAAGGUCAUACUCGUUUGUUUCAUAUAAGAGCCAUAAUAAUGCUCUGAACGCCAUGAGGAAUUUAAAUGGAAAAGCGCUCGAUGAAUUCGGGCUUCGUUCAGUAUUCUACUUGUCAUAUCUUGUAAAAGUUCCAAGUGACGUCAUUUUGUCCAAAAUAGAGCACCCCCCUGGUCUUCAGAUUUAUGAAGAAUUCAUCAACGAGGAGGAAGAAAAGACGCUCCUAGAUGCACUGGGAUGGGAUGGUACAGAGGAUCAGAGUAGAUCCACCGAUGCUGCUCCCCAAAAAGAGCUACGCCACAGGCGAGUCAAACACUAUGGCUAUGAAUUUCUGUAUGGUACCAAUGAUAUUGACCGAGCUAAACCUCUCCCAGGAGGAAUGCCAGCAGUUUGUAAUGACAUUCUGACUCGAAUGGUGUCGCAGGGAGCUGUACAGAAUACUCCGGAUCAGCUAACAGUGAAUGAGUAUCUGCCUGGACAGGGAAUACCCCCACAUGUUGACACCCACUCUGCUUUUGAAGAUGGCAUUUGUUCUUUAAGCCUUGGAGCAAAGAUAAGUAUGGAUUUCCGACAUCCAGAUAGCCGCCAUGUCUCUGUGUUACUCCCUCGUCGAAGCUUGUUGGUUAUGAGUGGUGAGAGUAGAUAUCUUUGGACGCAUGGUAUAACCCCUAGGAAGUUUGACAUCAUUGGUUCCGGACUGGACACCUCCAUUCAUGAAGACCAAGAAUCAAUUGCUGCUGACGCAAGCAAUGUUUCAACAUCUGGAGUAACACAGUAUGAGCGGGAACGGCGCAUUUCGCUGACAUUUCGUAAGAUCCUCCAUGUACCCUGCACUUGCAAAUACAGCAGCAAGUGCAAUUCACAGGGCUACAAGAAAGCAGAGGACAAGAAUGCUGCAAGUUUACCUAGCACUCAAGGUGAAGCACAGUCACUUGAAAAACGGCAUGUACAUGAAGUUUACGAGAACAUUGCAGACCAUUUCAGCGACACUCGACACUCACCCUGGCCGAGGAUUGCUGCAUUCUUAAGGGAGUUACCCACUGGGAGUCUUGUAGCAGAUGUCGGGUGUGGUAAUGGGAAGUAUCUAGGGAUCAAUGGGAUGGUUUUCAAAACUGGAUCAGAUCGGAGCUUCAAUUUGGCAACAAUAGCAUAUGAGCGCGGACACUCUGUCAUUGUGUGUGACAUCUUGUCAUUGCCUUACAGAAACAAUGCUUUUGAUGUUUGUCUUUGCAUCGCUGUGAUCCAUCAUCUGUCCACGACCGAGCGACGUAUUGCUGCUCUUAGAGAACUAGUGCGGAUUAUUCGGCCGGCAGGUCUGGCACUAGUUUAUGUAUGGGCUUUGGAGCAAGAGCUAGAAAAAGUGAAAAAGUCAAGUUUGCGGGAGGUGAUGCAAGGGCGAAGCGACAACACGGCUGUACAAGACUUUUCAACAUCACAGGCUCAAAGUGAUCAGACCGAUGACCGUGAUUUUAUAAAACAGGUUAAUUUGAAAGGGGUAAAAGAAGAUGGAGAUAGAGUAAAGGAGGGAAACGCUACUCAGGGGGUUGCCGGACACGUAGAGGUCAAUGUUAGUAGGGGUGAGUUCAAGCAACAGGACUUGUUCGUGCCUUGGAAGUUCAGGGGGGCGUCAAAGAAAGAAUCGAACGGUGCCGAUACAGUGUUCCAUCGCUUUUAUCACGUGUUUAAGGAAGGCGAGUUGCUAGAGUUGUGUCGGUGUCUGGACAAUGUAGUAGUUAAAGAUUCGUACUAUGAUCGAGGAAAUUGGUGUGCUGUCAUUGAGAAGAUUUGCUAAUGUGCAAAUUUGCUAAUGACACAUUUGAAGAUACACGUACUGUAAACGUGGCAAUUUCAUAAUGUUUUUUGUUAAUAUAUAUCGUGAAAAUAAAAUCAAACCAAACAAUCAUUAA